This is a messenger RNA of Caenorhabditis sp. 36 PRJEB53466, 736 nucleotides long. Lineage: Eukaryota; Metazoa; Nematoda; Chromadorea; Rhabditida; Rhabditidae. The record is from the annotation of a GenBank genome assembly.
AUGAUGAGUGCUAUGGAGAUUCUCCAAAGUAGGUUGGAUCUUGAGCUAGUGAGCUAGUGGCUUAUCACCUGAUCAAGUGUUAUGAUUGAGCUGCCUUUCUAGUCUACUGAAAUGACAUCAGCUUCUUGAAACACGCCCAACAUAGUUCGCUCAAUAAUGGAGUAAAAAGGGUGUUUUCCCAAAUCGGUCCCUAUUAAAAAUGGCGUCAUUUCUCGCCUAAUCUUAAGCUCCAUUCAAAUCCCGGAUUAUCUAUCGGAAAGUUCAACAUCUACUGCAGAUUAGCAUGUUUUCAGCGAUAAUAUCAUAUGCUGACAUCGGCACCGAUGAGCCCGAAGACAUCAAGCCGGUUUUGCCGAUGGAAACUUUUUUCCUUGCAGUUCUACUCAUCCUUUUCUACUACAAACUAUUCAUGGUGCGUUUGAGAGGGUGCAACCCCUUUAGUAAUUAGCGGGGUUUUUUAAAACUUGCUUUUCACAAUUGAACUUUGGAGAUGUGCUGGUUCCGACCUAAUUCUGAGCACAAUAGAAAAAAUUGAAUCAGAUUGCGGGAUUUUUUUGCGAGAAUCAAACGUUUUCAGACAGUCGGAUGCGUGCUUUUCGACUUUCUCUACUCGACAGAAAUUCAAAAUCAGUUUGCCAAAACACUGACAAACGACGAGGACGAAAAUCAUCAAAAAGAGUUUCAGCGACACGUGAAGAAGACAAAUUGCUUCAAGAAACAACCAUUAUGCAACUGA